AUGCCCGACUACCCUUUGGUGCCGCAGCCCCCAACGUACGGGCCAGGGCGAGAGCUGGACCCUGGGCCACGCCAUCACAGCCUCAUACUCGCUUACAACGUCACAGAUGUGCUUAUAACGGGAGAGAACGGGACGAUUGACGGCAACGGAAAGCCGUGGUGGGAAGCGAUGGAGAGAAAGAGCCUGCACCACAUGCGACCCCACGUGAUAGAGAUCCAGAGCAGCUGCCACGUGGCAGUCUCUCAUUUGACGCUGGUUAAUGCGCCCUUCUGGUUCAUCCGCCCCCUCUACUCCUCCCGCCUCUCCUUCCGCCAUCUCACCAUUACCGCCCCCAGCACCGUGAGACAGACAGACGGCAUUGAUCCAGACUCCAGCACGCACGUGCUGAUAGAGGACUGCCAAAUCAGCACGGGGGAUGAUGCCGUGGCAAUAAAGAGCGGAUGGGACCAGUACGGGUACAACGCCCACCCUCCUGCACCCUCUGCUGACAUCACCGUACGGCGAGUCACCGUGCAGGUGCCACCUGGCAGCGGCGGCGUGGGCCUAUCGAUCGGCAGUGAGAUGAGCAGUGGCGUGCAGAGAGUGAGGUUUGAGGACUGCCGAGUUCUUGGUGCUGACGUGGGCAUCAGAAUCAAAUCCGCCGCCGGACGGGGCGGGUUUGUUAAGAAUGUUUCAUUCAUUCGCACUUAUGUACACGAUGUGAAAGUAGCUUUCACCAUCACCUCCUUCUUCGGUCACGGGGAUCCCCCGGGGACAGUUGAAACAGGUGGUCUGCCUGGCCCUGGGUUGUCCAACUCUAAUGUGGGGACCACCUUUACAUUAGCAAUCCCCCUUCACAUUGACAUGAGAACCCUUGAACGUGCGUCUUUCUUAUCGAGAUAA
This is a messenger RNA of Closterium sp. Yama58-4, 882 nucleotides long. The record is from the annotation of a GenBank genome assembly. NCBI's taxonomy places the organism in Eukaryota, Viridiplantae, Streptophyta, Zygnematophyceae, Desmidiales, Closteriaceae.